AUGGCCUCUAUGAUGAGCAAAAGUCUGAAUGAAGUGAAGAAAAUCGUGCAGAUACCUGGAGAGAAACGCACUAGAAGCAGAAGGAAGAGAGAGGAAGAUUCUGAGUCCUAUCCUUAUUUCCUCUUCUUCUCACUUCCCAUUCAUUCAUUCAUUUCUCCUUCUCUUUCUUUUCUUCUUCUUCUUCCCUCUUCCUCCUCCUCUCCUAAGAUGUUGACUGACAUCUCUGUGGAAAAAAAAGUAAUCUCUUUCUUUGGCUAUGCUGCUCAAAUCUGGUUUUUUGGUCAGUUUGUAGUGACUGAAUGUUUCCUCCUGGCCUCCAUGGCAUAUGACCAGUAUAUGGCCAUCUGUAAGCCCUUGUUGUAUACUCUCAUUAUAUCCCAGCGGGUCUGUGUGCAGCUGGUGGUAGGGCCUUAUGCUGUGGGUCCUAUGAGCACCAUGACCCACACGACUUUCACCUUUCGCCUACCUUACUGUGGUCCAAAUAUCAUCAAUCACUUCUUCUGUGAUCUUCUUCCUGUUUUGUCCCUGGCAUGUGUAGACACCCACAUCAAUCAGUUUGUUCUUUUCCUCUUUGCUGGAGCUCUAGGAGUGCUCAGUGGUAUGAUCAUGCUGGUUUCCUACAUUUACAUUGUCUUUGCUAUCCUGAGGAUCCACUCUGUGGAGGGGAGGCACAAAGCCUUCUCCACCUGCCCUUCACACCUGACAGCUGUCUCCAUCCUAUAUGGGACACUCUUCUUUAUCUAUGUACGCCCUAGUUCUAGUUUCUCCCUGGACAUUAAUAAGGUGGUUUCUGUGUUCUACACAGCUGUGAUUCCCAUGUUGAACCCCCUUAUCUACAGCCUGAGAAACAGGGAGGUCAAAGAUUCAUUCAGAAGGACACUUGAGAAGAAGUACUGCUUCCCUAUGAAUGACAGGAUACUUGACUUUCAUAUAUAUAUAUUUGGAACUGGCAUAGGUAUAUGUUUAACUUUCCAAGAAAUUGCUAAACUGUCUUCCAAGGUGGCUGUAUCAUUGCAUUCCUACCAACAAUGA
Messenger RNA from Callorhinus ursinus (northern fur seal), 1032 nucleotides. RefSeq names its product olfactory receptor 5G25-like. Gene Ontology annotation, biological process: G protein-coupled receptor signaling pathway. Lineage: Eukaryota; Metazoa; Chordata; Mammalia; Carnivora; Otariidae. The record is from RefSeq and is a predicted model, not a curated record. Gene Ontology annotation, molecular function: olfactory receptor activity. Gene Ontology annotation, cellular component: membrane.